Pimephales promelas (fathead minnow) is the source of this 1807-nucleotide messenger RNA. The record is from RefSeq and is a predicted model, not a curated record. Lineage: Eukaryota; Metazoa; Chordata; Actinopteri; Cypriniformes; Leuciscidae.
CAAAGGACGAAGGUUGUACACUGAUUGCAGGCGUAAUGGAGGUGCGGAGUAAAUUAUUGAACUCGGUCGAGAAGUGUGUGGACGAGGCUUUGGAGGGUCUCGUCAGGAGUACCGGGGGUCUGGCGCUGCUGCGGGGGCACAGAGUGGUGCUGCGGUCCGAUCUGGAGAGCAUUAAGGGAAAGGUAGCUCUGCUGUCCGGAGGAGGAUCUGGCCAUGAACCCGCACAUGCAGGUUACAUUGGCAUGGGGAUGCUGUCCGGAGCUGUGGCGGGAGCAGUGUUCGCCUCUCCUCCUCCGGGAAGUGUCCUGGCUGCCAUCCUGACUCUGUGGAAGGGAGGUGCUUCAGGAGUCCUGCUCAUCGUGAAGAACUACACGGGUGACCGUCUAAACUUUGGCAUAGCUGUCGAACAGGCCAGAUCGCAGGGCGUCCAGGCGGACAUGGUGAUUGUGGGCGAUGACUGCGCCUUCGCUCAGCCCAGCAAGGCCGGCAGGAGAGGCUUGUGUGGAAUUGUGUUCAUUCAUAAGCUAGCUGGCGCUCUAGCAGAGAAAGGCUGUCCUUUGGAUGAAAUUGUUGCAUGGGUGAACAAAGCAACAAAAAACAUUGGAACAUUGGGCAUUAGUCUGUCUCCUUGCAGUGUUCCCGGAUGCCUUCCAUCUUUCCAGCUUCCACCAGGAGAGAUGGAGUUAGGACUGGGGAUCCAUGGAGAACCAGGUAUUAAGAGAUCAAAAGUGGCCUCUGCCGAUGAAGUUGUGCAAACUGUAAUAAGUCACAUGACUGAUUCCUCAAACAAAUCGCAUCUGUCCCUGAAGUCAGGAGACAAGGUGGUGCUGUGUGUGAAUAAUCUUGGUGCUCUUUCAUGUUUGGAAAUAGCUGUGGUUUGCAAAGCAGCUGUACACUGCCUAGAGGAGCGUGGUGUGCUGGUUGUCAGGGUGAUGUCCGGAUCGUUCAUGACAUCACUGGAGAUGGCGGGAAUGUCUGUUUCUUUAAUGAAGGUUGAUGAAGAGAUGCUCCGACUGUUUGAUGCUAAAACCACCGCACCGGCCUGGCCUAACCUCAGCAUGACCUCUGUGAGCGGGAGGAACCUGUUCAUUGAACCUGCAGAAAAACCUGCCGCAGCUUCAGAUCAAUAUCAUGAAGGCUCGCUUUCUUCCGUCAUUCGCCGGGUUUUGGAGUCCGUGUGUAAGAUCCUCCUGCAGCGCCGAGAGGAACUCAAUGCUUUGGACCGCGCAGCAGGGGAUGGAGAUUGUGGGAGCACACAUGCUCUUUUAGCAAAUGCCAUUCAGGAGUGGCUCCAGACCAGCAGGAUCCUUGGAAACCUUGGCCAGCUUCUAGAAGAUCUGGGUCUGCUGGUCCAGGAAAGGAUGGGAGGAUCAUCAGGGGCGUUAUAUUGCUUGUUUUUGUCUGCGGCCGCCCCUCAUCUCAAACAAAACAGUGAUGGUGCUGCUUGGGCCAAGGCAUUGCAUGCUGGGACCGAGGCCAUGAAAAGAUAUGGAGGUGCUGAACCAGGUGAUCGGACCAUGCUUGAUGCCCUAUGCCCUGCUGUGGAGGAGUUGAUGAAACUUUCCACAGCACCUCCCGAUGGUCACAUGGCGAUACUACAAGCAGCAGUGGAGAAAGCAGAUGUGGGAGCCGAAUCUACACGCAGUCUCACUGCAAGGGCUGGACGUGCCAGUUACGUUGCGUCUGAGCAUUUGACCCAGCCUGACCCUGGGGCCGUGGCGGUAGCCGCCAUACUGAGGGCCAUACUCCAUUCUUUGAAGGCGGAGAGUUAACAAUAUGCAGAUUCUCAAAGUGCCUCUAUUAUGCC